AGAAGAAUAGAAUGCGGGAAGAAGCAGGGAAAAAGAAAGAAAAAGAAAGUGGAAAGAAAAAAAAGAGAGAAAAAAAAGAAAAAGAUAAAGAAGAAAAAAGAAUAGAAUACUUGAAGAAAGAAAACAAUGAAAAAAAGCAGAAAAGAAAAAAAAGAAAAGUGAAAGAAAAGAAAAAAAAAAACCAAAAAAGUAAAAAGAAAAAGCUAGAAAAGGAAGAAAAAGAAAAAAAAGUAGAUAAAAAAGAAUGGAGUGCAAGAAGAAAAAUCGAAAAGAAAACUGGAAACGAAAAGCGGAAAAGAAAAGAGAGAAAAGAAAAAAAAAAAAAAAAAGAAAAAAAAGAAAAAAAAGAAAAAAAGUAG
Molecule: messenger RNA, 359 nt
Organism: Racocetra fulgida
Lineage: Eukaryota; Fungi; Glomeromycota; Glomeromycetes; Diversisporales; Gigasporaceae
Source: the annotation of a GenBank genome assembly